UCGAAAUAAGGUUUUUACAAGGUGCUUUUGAGGUUCUUCAACACUCGAACUUGUGGUUGAACUUCGAUUACAAUCCUAUUAUUUAUAAAAACGGUAACUUAAGUCUUUUUGCAAUAAUAUAUAUCUAAAUAUGACUGAUAAAAGCCACAAGUCGAGACUUACAUCUUACAAAAAUGUGGCACAAGGAACAAAUGAAUUACGCCGUAAGAGAGCAGAACUUAGUGUCACUCUUAGGAAGCAAGCCCGUGAUGAUCAACUCUUGAAGCGCAGAGCUCUCUCCCCUGAUGGCAGUGAAGAGGUGCAGUCCGACACUCCAUUGCCCACACCAGAGGAGAUUGUACAAGGUCUAAAAUCCAGCAAUGUAGCACUGAAGGUGACAUCGGCACGGGCGGCAAGGCGCAUCUUGUCCAAAGAGAAGAACCCACCCAUCACUACCAUGGUCAAUGCUGGAGUUAUAAAACCACUGGUUGAAGCUCUGGACAGGGAUGAUUGUCAAGAUUUGCAGUUUGAGGCGGCUUGGGCACUUACCAAUAUAGCAUCUGGCACACACGAGCAAACUAUGGCAGUAGUAGAUGGUGGUGCAAUUCCCAAACUAGUGGGAUUAUUAGCCCGCGGAGGCACAGUGGGAGAGCAGAGUGCGUGGGCGCUGGGCAAUAUCGCAGGCGACGGCGCCGCCACGCGCGACCUGGUGCUGUCCGCCGGCGCCCUGCCGACCUUACUGCCACUCCUCAACCCCACCACACCGCCAAGCCAGCUCAGGACUGCCGUCUGGACUUAUAGCAAUUUCUGCAGGAAUAAGAAUCCAUUAGUAAAGUUUGAAUUUGUUGCUCCGGCUCUGACGUACAUGUCGAAACUUCUCGAAAUAUCUGAUCAAGAUGUACUCGCGGAUGCGUGCUGGGCGCUGUCGUAUUUAACAGACGGGCCCAACGAGCGUAUAGAGGCGGUGCAGAACACACCACAGCUGCUGGCGCGCCUCGUGCGCUUGCUGGACCACACCUCGCCAGCAGUACGCACACCCGCCCUGCGCGCCAUUGGCAAUAUGCUCACCGGUUCUGACGACCAGACGGAUCGUUGCCUAGACGCGGGUACGCUGGACUACCUUGCGGGACUGCUGAGGUGUGGUAAACCUUCACUGAUGAAGGAGGCUGCGUGGGCCGUCAGCAACGUGUUGGCUGGCACUCAGCAGCAGAUCCAGCGUGCCGUUGACAAGGGAAUCCUCGGGCAUCUCAUGUAUGUCCUCUCCUGUGAUGAUGUUAAAUGUCAGAAAGAAGCAGCAUGGGCGGUCACCAACUUAUGUCUGGGCGGGUCUCCAGCACAGCUGGAUGCGCUGGUCGGUGUUGGUUUCCUCGAGCCCUUCUGUGCACUCCUCGGUUCACCAGACCAGCGAGCUAUUACUGUCGUACUGGAUGGUCUUACACACUUCUUACAGACUGCUGCCAAGUUUGGUCAGGUGGAGCGUCUCUGUCUACAACUGGAGGAGAUUGGAGCACUUGACCGUAUUGAAGCCUUACAAGAACAUGAAAAUGAACAGAUAUUCAAGAAAUGCUGCUUCAUCUUGGACAACUACUUUAUAGACCAGGAGGACCAGAUGGCUCAGCCGGAGCAGACCGAAGAGGAAUUCCAGUUCGGUUCCGGAGCCGAGAAUCGAAACUUCAACUUUUGAACAAUUAAAAAUGUUAGUAAAUAUAACAAUUGUUAGAAAAUGUAUCCAAAAUCAAAUUAAACUAGAAGUAAGGAAAAAUUCAAUGGGACAUCUUUUAGAUAAACUGAAACUGUUGUAAGAAAUUCAGUAUUGAAAACUGAUCUUUACGAGAGAAUUCUACACUUACCACUGCACUCUUAGUUAUCCACUCAGAAAGGUAGACUAAUAAAUAUUCCUAAAUCAAU
Messenger RNA from Papilio machaon (common yellow swallowtail), 1887 nucleotides. Its product is annotated as importin subunit alpha-1. The coding region runs from base 131 to 1663 and encodes 510 amino acids. Lineage: Eukaryota; Metazoa; Arthropoda; Insecta; Lepidoptera; Papilionidae. The record is from RefSeq and is a predicted model, not a curated record. Gene Ontology annotation, molecular function: nuclear import signal receptor activity; protein binding. The transcript is spliced from 11 exons. Gene Ontology annotation, biological process: NLS-bearing protein import into nucleus. Gene Ontology annotation, cellular component: cytoplasm; nucleus.